This is a messenger RNA of Perognathus longimembris pacificus (Pacific pocket mouse), 1005 nucleotides long. Its product is annotated as olfactory receptor 5D13-like. The coding region runs from base 1 to 1005 and encodes 334 amino acids. Gene Ontology annotation, cellular component: membrane. The record is from RefSeq and is a predicted model, not a curated record. The transcript has 2 exons. Gene Ontology annotation, molecular function: G protein-coupled receptor activity; olfactory receptor activity; odorant binding. Lineage: Eukaryota; Metazoa; Chordata; Mammalia; Rodentia; Heteromyidae. Gene Ontology annotation, biological process: sensory perception of smell; G protein-coupled receptor signaling pathway.
AUGGCCCUUCUCUGGAUCUUUUCAACUGCCUUCUCAUUAUUUUAUGUUGUCCAUAGGAUCACACAAAAUCAGAGUGCUGGGGUGACCUUCAUCCUCCUGGGAUUCUCAGAAUAUCCAGACCUCCAGGUGCCACUCUUCCUGAUUUUCCUCACCAUCUACACUGUCAGCGUGCUGGGAAACCUGGGCAUGAUCGCCAUCAUCAGGCUCAAUCCCAAACUUCACACCCCCAUGUACUUCUUCCUCAGUCACUUGUCCUUUGUGGAUUUCUUUUACUCUUCAAUCAUCACGCCCAAGCUCCUGGAGAACCUGCUUGUGGAGGACAGAAGAAUCUCCUUUGCAGGCUGCAUCACCCAAUUCUUCUUUGCAUGUAUCUGUGUGGUAACAGAAACCUUCAUGUUGGCAGCCAUGGCCUAUGACCGAUUUGUGGCCGUUUGCAACCCUCUCCUCUAUACAGUGACCAUGUCCCAAAAGUUGUGCCAUUUGUUGGUGGCUGCACCCUACUCGUGGGCUCUAGUGUGUUCCUUCAUAUUUAUAUACUUUUUGUUGACCUUGUACUUUUGUGGGACAAAGGUCAUAAACAACUUUGUGUGUGAGCAUUCUGCCAUUGUUGCUGUGUCCUGCUCAGAUCCCUACAGUAGUCAGAUGAUCAUUUUAGUCUUUGCCACGUUCAAUGAAAUUAGCAGUCUGCUAAUAAUUUUUACCUCCUAUGUUUUUAUCUUUGUCACUGUAAUGAGAAUGCCCUCCCCUGGGGGUCGUUACAAAGCCUUCUCAACAUGUGCUUCCCAUCUCACUGCCAUUACUAUUUUCCAUGGCACGAUUCUUUUCCUCUACUGUGUUCCUACCACCAAAAGUUCAUGGCUGAUGGUCAAAAUAGCCUCUAUCUUUUACACCGUGGUCAUCCCCAUGCUCAAUCCUCUGAUUUACAGCCUCAGGAACAAAGAUGUGAAGGAGACUGUCAGGAAACUCAUGAAUACCCAUUUCACAUGUCGUAAAAGUUGGUUCUAA